CGACAUAUUUGGGAUCACUUGUUGCAUUCAAGGCAGUUAUUCUUCCCCGAUUCUCAUCUAAUCAGGACUGUUUCGUCAUCUGGAUACACUUUGAGCAUGUUUGCUUUCUUUGUUGUCGUCCUCCUGGGGUUGUGCUACUGCAGCAAGGAGAGCAGUGCUAAUGUGCUAGGACGUCCAGAGCUGGAUGGGCCCUCAGUGGCUUUAUUGGGUGACAUUGUAGAUUUCCAGUGUGAGGUGCUCAUCUACCCAGAGGAUGAAAACAUACAACUGCAGAUAUUCAAGGAGGGUGAUCGCAGCAAGGUGUUGGCUGAAUACACUUCCAUGAGCGGGGAGAUGGCAGUCAUGCCCUUGCUUAUCAUAUCUCUCCAUGAGGGCUACCUGGAGUGUGAGGCCAGUGUGCUGAACGACUCUCGCAUACAGCCCACUGUCAGCUACAGACACUAUCUGCAGGUGAUUGAGCCAGUGGACGGGGCAGAGGUUGUCGUCCAAUCAGGUGCAGUGGAGUUCUUUGAGGGGAAAACACUGAAGCUGCUCUGUAAUUUGACCGCUGGGAACCAUGUCUCCUACAGCUGGCUGCUGAAUGGCCAGCCUGUCUCUCAUUCUCCUCUCCACUAUACCACAGGGAGCCAACUCUUCGUCCAUAGACCCACCUCUCAGGACAGCGGGUCCUACAUGUGUGUGGCCACCAACCAGUUCAACAUGACCAGGAUCUUCACCUCCAACAGCUCGGAAGUUCUAAUCACAGUCAAAGAUGUGGUGUCAAAUCCUGAUAUUUCCUUCACCGUGUUAAAAGAGGCCACUGACCUCUACUAUGCCGUGGUUACCUGUCAGUCAACAAAGGGGACUCCACCCAUCACUUUUUCACUGUACAACAUAAGAGAAUUAGUGGAAAACAUGACAGUCAACGAGCUGAGUGCCGAGUUUGCUGUUCAGGUGGUUUUGGGGCAACACUUGGGAUGGAUUCAGUGCCAGGCAUACAAUGGAGACCAGACUGCGUAUAGCGAAUGGAAAGCUUUAGAAGUUGUGCCGGUUCAGGGGCCCGUGACAAUGCACUAUGACUACGACGUUGGAGAAGACUUUGCUGUGAUCGGCCUGAGGAUCUACUGCAAGGUGGCAAAGGGUUCACAUCCACGGUACCAGUGGUUCCUCAAUGAGACCCUUCUAGAGGGCCGAGGAACCUUCUACGUGGUGGUCGACCAGCCUCAACAACAGUCCAUACUCCUCAUCAGCGUAGGGAGGAGCAGCGCUGGGACGUACCACUGUGAAGCGUCGGACAGCUUUGAGUCCUUGGAUACCGCUGCCUUAAGGAGCAAGAAGUGGUAUUUAGAUAAAGAAGUGCUGAAUCGUCUCCCCAUCUCCGUGGUGGCUGCUGUCUUUGGUUGUUUCAGCUUCCUGGUUUCCUUGGUCUCCAUUUGUUGCUGUGUUGGAGUGGUGUACAGACGAAAGCAGUAUGCAGGGGAGUCUGUGUUGGACAUGAGGAUGAAAAGAGUGCUAGUUGCUUAUGAGGAUGAGCUGGAUUUGGAUAAAUACAGAGAGGAUGUUGACAUGGCGAACGCAACCAGAAUAGAUGACUCUGAUCAGGCUUCUGUAGCCUCUGCAGAUGAGUGGCCACUGAUUGAAGAGGAGAGGAAGACUUUGGAAGAUGAACCAGAUGAAGGCUCCCAGGAUCUGUAGUUACUCAGAUAAAUAUGACACAUCUGUCCAGGAUGCUCGGUGAAAGCGUGGACCAGUUAAACUGUAGUAACGUGACACACCACAAACACAGUCUGCCAUUUGCCUUAAAUUUAUCAGCAACUUAACAUAUGGAAGCUUCACCUCAUGUGCCGACUGACUUCACAUCGACUCCAUAUUCACAUGCUGAUGUCAACAGUAUCACAGGAUACAUCUUGAAUCCCCCCAUGUAGGUCAAGACCUGUGUUAACACUUGUACCUUACUCAUAAAUAAUUUAGAUUUAGAUUUGAAGAGCUUUGUUAUCCAAUAGGAGCCAUCGUCUCUUUCCACACAAAAUGAAAAAAGACACCACUCUCCCAUACUGACUACUGGCAUUAACACUAACACACAUUAUGGAGUAUUUUUUAAAUCUUUACUGUGGUAUAUUUUGGUGUAUUUUAACUGAUGCUUCCUUGUGUCAUUUUGUAGUCUAGCAUCUGUGUAGUUUUUGUAAGUGAUGUUUUCUUAUAUCUGAGAUGAGGCCAAG
This is a messenger RNA of Myripristis murdjan (pinecone soldierfish), 2198 nucleotides long. Its product is annotated as Fc receptor-like protein 5. The record is from RefSeq and is a predicted model, not a curated record. The transcript is spliced from 13 exons. Lineage: Eukaryota; Metazoa; Chordata; Actinopteri; Holocentriformes; Holocentridae. The coding region runs from base 97 to 1674 and encodes 525 amino acids.